AUGACUCCAGACUACGCAAGCUGCUUUAUUACGCCUGUCGAACUUGCUGACUUGGAUGACAAGAUGGACACAGAUGGGCUGCCAUACGAGACGAUGGACUUAGAUGUCCAAGAUGCCACCUCCCACAGUCAUGGAUUGACAACUGACGCAGUGGAGAUGACGAGUCCUAUUACCGGCCCCAAGCGGGAACACCGAUCAGUUACUCGACAGAAUCGGGUUGGCCGCUCCUUAACUUCCUCGAGAUUAAAACCGAAAUGGCGCAGGUCGCUCCUCAUGCCUGACAUCAUUGCGACAGCGCCCCCGUGGAGUAGAAUUAACUCCACCAUGACGGGCCACGACGGCCAGGUUCAAGAGACCUUCAGAUUUGUAGAUAACAUUAUAGACUCGGGUGAAAUAGGGAUGGGAAACGCCAGCCCUGCAUUAGAUAUCUACCGUCGAUCGCAGACCUCAGAGUCGGUUAGCGAAUCGGCAAAGCGGGCCAAAAGGCGGCAGCGUAUCGCUAGACGCUGGGUCGAUCUCACGGGAGGGUCUCUUCUACUUUCGAAAUUUUGCCGUCACAAAUCGGACACUGAGGAACGUUUCAAGGAACUCUUUUGCUCAAUUUCCCUCAGCAUUAACCCGAGCUUCCUGCGAGCUAUCGCAACUCAGCGAUCAAGCAUAAAACGAGAAUGGAAGCCUGGACCAUAUUUCGGGGGCAUAGGGGAUGCGAAUUAA
Molecule: messenger RNA, 714 nt
Organism: Sodiomyces alkalinus F11
Lineage: Eukaryota; Fungi; Ascomycota; Sordariomycetes; Glomerellales; Plectosphaerellaceae
Exons: 5
Coding region: 1-714 (237 amino acids)
Source: RefSeq, a predicted model, not a curated record